This is a messenger RNA of Aspergillus sclerotioniger CBS 115572, 1234 nucleotides long. Its product is annotated as Zn(II)2Cys6 transcription factor domain-containing protein. Gene Ontology annotation, biological process: regulation of transcription by RNA polymerase II. Gene Ontology annotation, molecular function: zinc ion binding; DNA-binding transcription activator activity, RNA polymerase II-specific. The transcript is spliced from 2 exons. The record is from RefSeq and is a predicted model, not a curated record. Bases 38 to 1132 code for a protein of 364 amino acids. Lineage: Eukaryota; Fungi; Ascomycota; Eurotiomycetes; Eurotiales; Aspergillaceae.
AUUCAUACGACAACAGCCCGUCGGUGCUGCAACAACCAUGACCAAGCACCGUAAACCACAUGCCAAGUCCCGACAUGGCUGUUUACAAUGCAAGGAACGACAUACUAAGUGUGACGAAUUCCACCCCCAAUGCAUGCAAUGCCGAAGGCAGCAAAUCUCCUGUAGUUUCUCUUCGCCGAAUUUGGCGGUAAUGCCCCUCAAUGAAGAUUCGCUCGCCGAUCUCGAACUGUUGGAGUAUUGGCAUCGGUACCCGCUGAUUCCGGGCAUGCCCCAGCAGGCCAAGCACCUUGAGCAUGGCUAUGUCCAACUCGGGUUCUCACACCAUUACCUGUUGAACAGCAUUCUCUCCCUGGCCGCUCUUCAACGGUUUAAUGGGGAUCGCUCUUGCACGCGCUGGUAUUUGCGAGCGGUCGCGCAUCAGCAGGCAGCCAUCAGUCGCGUCAAGCCUCAUCUGCAGGGCCUGGAGACAUCGACUUCUCAUCACAAGGCCGUAUUAGCGUUCUCCACCUUUACGUCGCUAUACGCUGUCACCGAACCGCUUUUACGCCUGAAGAGGGUCGGUUGUGGCUCUAGUCCUAACUUUGACCCCGUGGCAGAGUUUAUUCGUGUCAUUCAGAUUGGCAGGUCCACUUCAAUCUUUGUACAGCAACAUCUGAGUUCACUAAUCCACAUGGACCCAUUCAUGGCCUCCAAAUUCUCUUCCCAUCAGCUCGCCUAUGCCGGAGACCUGGAAGCUCGCUUUCCACAACUAGGACUAGUGCAGAGCUUUAUCGAACAGUAUCCGGACGAGAAUGAGCAUAAGGCUGUAUGUCUGCACGCUGCGAAACUAGUCUUCACAUACAUGGCUGUUUUUUUCGACAGCAUGCAGGGACAAAGACAGACGCGGGUGAUCUUUGCGUGGGUUAAUGAGGUACAAAAUCCCUUCUUGGAUCUGUGCUCCAGGCGGCAUCCUCUGGCGCUAGCAAUCCUGGCACAUUUUGCUGCGUUGAUGAGCCUAAAUCGAGGAGCCUGGUUUACGCAAAGCUGGUCGCAACUGCUUCUGGAAGACAUCCGCUAUACGCUUGAUGGCUGGGAAGAUAUUAUACAGUGGCCUAUGGGGAUUGUAAUGCAGAGUGAUGUCACCACUAUCUAACCGGCAUUGUAGGUCUAAUUAUAUAUCAGGCAACACGUUCGACGUUUGCUCCACCCUCGAGAGACGGUGUUCGGUAUGCCGCUUGACCGAUCAUUGGGCGUG